Molecule: messenger RNA, 1639 nt
Organism: Dryobates pubescens (Downy woodpecker)
Lineage: Eukaryota; Metazoa; Chordata; Aves; Piciformes; Picidae
Gene: PLPP3
Product: phospholipid phosphatase 3
Exons: 6
Coding region: 183-1124 (313 amino acids)
Biological process (GO): phospholipid metabolic process; phospholipid dephosphorylation; canonical Wnt signaling pathway
Molecular function (GO): phosphatidate phosphatase activity
Source: RefSeq, a predicted model, not a curated record
UUUUUUUUCCUCCCCUCCUCUGGAAGACCCGCCUGUUUUUUCGCCUCCCGUGCCCCACCGGAGAGGCCGGGAGCGGCUCCGGCAGCACCUCCCCGGCGCACCGCGUGUGUGAGCCCGGCGGCUCGGCUCGGUUCAGCGCGGCCCGGCUCGGCACGGCACGGCUCGGGCGCUCGCCCCCGAUAAUGCAGAGCUACAAGUACGAUAAGGCGAUCCCGCCGGAGAGCAAGAAUGGGGGCAGCCCGGCGCUGAACAACAACCCGGCCAAGAGCAGCAGCAAGAAAGCCCUGCUCAUCUGCCUCGACUUCCUCUGCCUCGUCAUGGCCGGGUUGCCCUUCCUCAUCAUUGAAACGAGCACAAUCCAGCCCUACCAGCGGGGCUUCUAUUGCGACGAUGACAGCAUCAGGUACCCCCUGAAGGCGAUGGAGACCAUCAACGACGCAGUGCUGUGUGCUGCAGGCAUCCUCAUCGCCAUCCUUGCAAUCAUAACAGGUGAGCUCUACCGGAUCCACUACCUGAAGGAGAAGUCCCACUCCUUCAUCCAGAACCCCUACGUGGCAGCUCUCUACAAGCAGGUGGGCUGCUUCGUCUUCGGCUGCGCCAUCAGCCAGUCCUUCACAGACAUCGCCAAAGUCUCCGUCGGGCGCUUGCGGCCGCACUUCCUGGAGGUUUGUGAUUUGGAUUUCUCCACCAUCAACUGCGCUAAGGGAGUUUACAUCCAAAACUACACCUGCAGGGGAAGCGACAGCAAAGUCCAGGAAGCCAGGAAAUCCUUCUUCUCCGGGCAUGCAUCCUUCUCCCUCUACACCAUGCUGUAUUUGGUGUUUUAUCUGCAGGCCAGAUUCACGUGGAAGGGAGCUCGUCUGCUUCGUCCCCUCCUCCAGUUCACCCUCAUCAUGAUGGCGUUUUACACCGGGCUGUCCCGUGUCUCAGACCACAAGCACCACCCCACUGACGUGCUGGCAGGCUUUGCACAGGGGGCCCUGGUGGCUUACUGCGUGGUGUUUUACGUCUCAGAUCUCUUCAAGCCCAAGACAAAGACUUGCCUGCCUCCACCGCCCAUCCGGAAGGAGAUCCUUUCACCUGUGGACAUCAUUGAGAGGAAUAACCAUCACAACAUGGUGUAGACCUUCAAGAAAUUGGAUGGCUGUUGUUUAUUUUAUUUGGGCUUUUGUUGUUUUUUUUUUCCAGUUAUUUUUGGCAAAAAAAAAAAAAGAAAAAGACUGCUGACAGCAACUACCUGCUGCUCUCAAAUCUCAUCAGACAGUAGAAUGUAGGGAGAGACUUUCUUGCCCGACCAGUAAAAGUCUUACUCUGUGGUCUUUUCAACUUGCAACAUUUGGAUGAAAGGGAGUUGGUGGUCAACUUAAGGCAAAAGCAACGAGGGAGAAAGGCAAAAAGAAAAAAGAAAAGAAGUAAAAAAAAAACCACAAACCACAAAAAGCUGAGCAAACCAAGAGAGGUGCCGGAGCUCUGGGAUGUGCAAUUGGUUUGAGUGUUCAUGUUGUAGUGAACGCCAAAUUGUUCCUAGCCUGAUGAACACUUAAGGGGUUUUUGGAAAGCUGGCCAUCUGAGGUGUUGUUUUGUUUUUGGUUUUGUUUUGUGUUGUUUUAGUUUGUUUUGGGUUUGUUGUUUGGUUGUU